Molecule: messenger RNA, 672 nt
Organism: Penicillium atrosanguineum
Lineage: Eukaryota; Fungi; Ascomycota; Eurotiomycetes; Eurotiales; Aspergillaceae
Exons: 3
Coding region: 1-672 (223 amino acids)
Source: RefSeq, a predicted model, not a curated record
AUGCAACUUCUACGACUCUUCGCCAUGUACACAAAGAAAGGAUUCGCCUUGCUGGCGACUUUCUUGCUGCUAUUCCAGAGCCUCCCAGUCGACGCUGAUAAUACCGCCGAAUUACAAGAUCGUCAUGAUCACGCCCAUGUCCAAGGACAAGAUGGUGUUGUCCAUAUCGACAGGCGCGAGGAACUUAUCCACCUUCAAGAGCGGGCUGGAUUGGAGGAGCGCCACUAUGCUAGUUUGCUGAGCUCUAUGCUUGCAGAUGAGACGCAGACAGCUACUCCAGGGCUACCGUUUGGAGGGACCGUUUCUCCCUUGGUGGAAGUGCUGGUUCUGGCCCCGGAGAAGGAAGCCCAGGUUCAAGCGGUAGCCCAAGCAGCACUGCCCCGAACAGGUCAUUCUCGGUUUGUCCACUGGCAAGCGUUUUGUGUGCCGCUUGCCCUCAGACUGCAGCCACCAAAACUGUCACAUCGACUGUCACAGCGACUAGCGCAAGCUGUCCUUCCUCAGGAGGUGGUGCUGGAAGUGAAUCGCAGCUUCAAGUUCGCCAGCCAGCAGACAAUCCAUCGGACCAGCAACCCGAAGCUCGACACCACUGAUCCGCACGGCACCGACACCAGUGGCCAGCACAUUGCGGACACUUCCAACCUCGACCGCGGCUCCAAUUCCCGGAUCUAG